Messenger RNA from Juglans regia (Persian walnut), 465 nucleotides. RefSeq lists its product as uncharacterized. Lineage: Eukaryota; Viridiplantae; Streptophyta; Magnoliopsida; Fagales; Juglandaceae. The coding region runs from base 1 to 465 and encodes 154 amino acids. The record is from RefSeq and is a predicted model, not a curated record. The transcript has a single exon.
AUGGUGGAACACCUUGCACACUUGAAAACAGUAUUAUCUGUUUUACAGAAGCAGUCCUUGUUUGCAAAAAGAUCAAAAUGCAAGUUUGCAGUUACUGAAGUUGAUUAUCUUGGGCAUAUUAUCUCUGGGAAGGGAGUAAUGGCUGAUCCAACUAAAAUUUCUUCCAUGCUUGACUGGCCUAUACCAAAAACAGUGAAGGCACUAAGAGGGUUUUUAGGCCUUACUGGUUACUUUAGAAAAUUCAUGAAAGGUUAUGGAUCCAAUGCUGCUCCAUUAACAUUGUUAUUGAAGAAUAAUUCAUUUGCUUGGUCUGUAGAAGCUGAAGAAGCCUUUAAUCAUUUGAAGGUUGUUGUUGCAAAGCCUCCUGUCUUGAAGUUGCCAGAUUUUUCUAAAGAAUUUACCAUUGAGUGUGAUGCCUUGGAGGUGGGGCUAGGAGCUGUGUUAAUUCAGGAUAACCAGCCAUAG